AUGCGUGUCACCUCCGUCCUCUGCAGUGCUACUCGCACCCCUCUCAUCCGCUUCGUUGGCAAGCGAUCUGUCCCUAAGUCUAUCGACCACUCUCCUCGCGUCCACCCCGCCUCUCCCACCGGCACUCUCCCUGACUCUUUCGCUACCUACCGCGUCAAGGCUCAGCAGCACGGUCCGCUCGGUCGCUCCCACUCCAGCAGCAGCAUCGGCGGCCGCCCUGGUGCGGCUCUCGGCCCCGUCAAGCCCCAGGAGGGCGAGUUCUUCGACCGCGCUGAGCUUCCCGCCCGCUUUGGCCGUCUCCCCUGGACCCAGGCUGAGAUUGAUGCCAUUGAGACUGGCGGUGCCAGCCUCUUCGCAUAA
Molecule: messenger RNA, 360 nt
Organism: Penicillium bovifimosum
Lineage: Eukaryota; Fungi; Ascomycota; Eurotiomycetes; Eurotiales; Aspergillaceae
Product: alpha-ketoglutarate dehydrogenase subunit KGD4
Exons: 2
Coding region: 1-360 (119 amino acids)
Biological process (GO): 2-oxoglutarate metabolic process
Source: RefSeq, a predicted model, not a curated record